This is a messenger RNA of Mercenaria mercenaria, 3199 nucleotides long. Its product is annotated as amiloride-sensitive sodium channel subunit beta-like. Gene Ontology annotation, biological process: sodium ion transmembrane transport. Bases 28 to 1698 code for a protein of 556 amino acids. Gene Ontology annotation, molecular function: ligand-gated sodium channel activity. Lineage: Eukaryota; Metazoa; Mollusca; Bivalvia; Venerida; Veneridae. The transcript is spliced from 12 exons. Gene Ontology annotation, cellular component: membrane. The record is from RefSeq and is a predicted model, not a curated record.
GAUAAAUGUCGUCAAACGCUUUUGGUCAUGAGUAGAAAUAAAAUAGGAUUUGAAACAAUGACUGAAGAAAAGGACUUAAAUGGGGCUGAAGGCCAUGAAACGCUGUAUAAUAAGCACUUAAAAUCCGUGCUAAAGCGUUUUACUGAGAGGACGUCAAUGCAUGGAUGUGGAUAUAUUCAGACGUCACGACAUUUGGUAUCGAGGCUUCUCUGGGGCUUCCUGACAUUGCUCGCGAUAUGUGUUUUGAUUGUUCAUCUUUACCAGAUCACUGACCAGUAUACCAACUGGCACAAGAAAACAAAAGUUUCGUUAGAAUUUAAUAACCUACGCUUUCCGGCUGUAACAAUUUGCAACGUCAAUUUAAUAAAAAAUAGUGCAGUAUCCAAAUACGCGAAUAAAGAAUUGCAGGGACUGAUCAAAGCCGUAAAUCCAGACUCACUUUUAGCCAAUAUAGCAACGGAUAACUUCAAAAGAAACAAUGAUUCAGCAUCAAACGGUACAGAAAUAAAGAAGAGGAGAAGACGAUCAGUUUCAGAACUUUACAACAUAGAAUGGACGCAGUUUGACAAGGACUUCGACUCUGAACCAAUAACCGCAAAUACUGUCUCUGAAGGCGACGAUGAACGGAUGACGGACCAAGCUCCAUUAUCAAUCAUGUGGGAUAUAUUCCGCUUCCAGUACAUGAAGCUAUCAAAGACUGAGAGGGCAGCUUCCGGCCAUGACAUAAAUGAUAUGCUUCUUGAAUGUAUGUUUAAUGGAAGAACGUGCAACGCCAGAAAUUUUACACUACACCAGACGUCUUCAUAUGGUAACUGUUACACGUUAGAUUCCGAAAGAAUGUAUGUACAAAGACCCGGACCAGACGGAGGUCUAUAUUUGCUCCUCUACCUACAAGUCAAUGAAUUCAUCAAAGGAAUAACAAAUGGGUUUGGAGCAAAACUGGUUAUUCAUGAGCCCGGUACUGCACCACUUCCUGACGAUGGUGGUGUUUUUGUUGCUGCAAAUACGGAAACGGACAUUGCACUGAAAAGGACAGCAAUUACACGUCUCGGGUGGCCGUAUGGAAAGUGUGAAACCGGUGCUGCUUUCAAAGAAAAGUUUGGAGUCAAUUACAGUGUGAAGGCAUGUCCUGUUCUUGUAUGCCAUGAAACGUGCAAAGCAAUUCAUAUCUAUGAAACAUGUGGUUGUUGGCACUACAUGCAUGAACUAGUGUCUGAAAAGUUGAACAAACCUUUCAACAUCUGCAAAACGACUUCAGACAGGAAAUGUCAACGUCGGGCGAUGCAAAGCAUCUAUAGCAAGGAAAUAAAGUGUGAAUGCAAUAAUCCAUGCCGAGAUGCUCAGUACACUGUGUCAGUCAGUGGGAGACAAUGGCCUUCACAGUCGUAUGCUGGAUUACUGAAAGAAGGUGUGUGUAAAACUAUUCCAGAAGAGUGUAGUCUGAUGGCUUCGUUCUCUAAUCGUCAAGAACUAGGGAAAAACUUUCUGCUUCUAAACAUUUACUACGAGACUCUGAAUUUCGAAUCCAUCGUCGAGGAGCCUUUGAUUGAUCCGUUUACAUUCUUGUCAAGCAUAGGAGGCGCUCUAGGUCUGUGGAUUGGGUUGUCUAUGCUCAGUGUUUGUGAAAUUCUUCAGUUGGCAGCUGAAAUGGUCAUGUGUAUUGUUACAAAAUUGAGAAACCCAAUCAAAACGUCAUAGCUCUGUUUCAAAUGAAAUACAUGAUUAGACCUACAAAGGACGUUAUUUAAGCCUGUGAUUGUAACAGUUUCUGGAAGAUAGUGUAACUGUACUUUCCCAUCUAUCUUCUUCGUUAGACCUCACCCGCGUGACUUGACCCUAUUUCCCAGACUGAAGAAAUAUCUAGAGGGUCAUCACCUUUGCUGCAGGUAUGCAACUGGUUUUAUAUUUUUUCAGUAUCUUGGAGCUAUACCCAAAUAGAGAUAUGCCAGAGCAUUUGAGAAACGGCCCAGAAGACUGAAAUUAUGUAUAUCUGUAAAGGGGCAUCAUUAAACAUUUUAUGUGAACAUAUUACUUAUUUAUUGUUUAGAAGUGAUAGUUACAUCAUAUAGUGAGAGCCCCUCGUACUGCAUUAUCAUGGAGUUAGUAUACGAUCUUCAGCAUAUUAACAAUGAUUAACUUUGAAAGAUAUUACAAAAAAGGGACAAAAGUCCAACAGGCACAGCUGCAUUCAAAGAACGCAGCCACCCAAGUCAUUGUUUGAUACGUUUUACUUGUGGUCUUUGAGUAUGCGGCUUUGCUUUAUGAAUAUAUUUGUAAUGUAUUUAGGCGUCAUUAUUAUUUUAUUGGAACAACUCUGUACGAUGUAAUUAAUGUUACUUAAGCUUUUAUAUUAGGUGCAUUCAAUGUCAUUUACAAUGUCAUUGAUGAUAUUUAUUUCCCCUUUCGAAGAAGAGGUGAUAAAUUGUUUUGUUCAUUCUUGAUCGAUCGGUUAGUCUUUCGGUCCGUUUAUAGACUAUUUGGUUGCCGAUCAAAAACAAGAGAACGUUCGGUCACACGAUGUUAGAUUUAUAAAAUGAUUUCCUGUAAUCAGUUUAUUUGUAUGACCCCGAUUGUUUUAGGGGUUCGGUAGAUAAAGACUGAGGUCACAGUGACUUUGAGACUGAAAAUUGAUUUAGGGGUUCAGUAGAUUAAAGACUAAGGUCACAGUGACUUUAAGACUGAAAAUUGUUUUAGGGGUUCGAUAGAUUAAAGAGCAAGGUCACAGUGACUUUGAGACUGAAAACUGUUUCCCUUCAGUAACGUCUUAUAACAUUGCAUAUACACUACAUUUAUCAGAAAUACUAUUUUUUUUCGCCUAAUUGUAUGUACAAACAUAAUUAUUUCACUAUGGGCUCCACUACUUGAGAACUUCUUGACGAAAAUGUUUAAAGAAAACGUGCUUUUGGAAAACGUUUGAAAUAGUUAGGAUGAUAAACACAUUGUAAUUCACAAUAAAGAAUUCCAUCUGGACUGAUGGAGCAAUAGCAUCUUUAUAUCUCAUUUAUAAUAAUAAAAAAUACUAUUAUGUUUAUAAGCAUGGGUUUUCAGAAUGACCAUGUAUUAGACAUAUUCACAUUAAAUAUAAGAAACAUUGAUCCAUGUUCGAUGUUUCAUUCAUGAAUUGCUGUUUGUAAAAUAAAUGACGAAGGCAAUGAUUUAAAAUCAUUUUGUAUUUACCGCUUAUGUGUCCAAAAUAAGU